This is a messenger RNA of Annulohypoxylon maeteangense, 6941 nucleotides long. RefSeq lists its product as uncharacterized. The coding region runs from base 414 to 6629 and encodes 2071 amino acids. Gene Ontology annotation, molecular function: phosphatidylinositol-3-phosphate binding. Gene Ontology annotation, cellular component: phagophore assembly site; extrinsic component of membrane. NCBI's taxonomy places the organism in Eukaryota, Fungi, Ascomycota, Sordariomycetes, Xylariales, Hypoxylaceae. Gene Ontology annotation, biological process: reticulophagy; autophagosome assembly; autophagy of mitochondrion. The transcript has 3 exons. The record is from RefSeq and is a predicted model, not a curated record.
UUCAUCAUCUGGGGCCAUUACCUGGGCCAUUACCUAGGCCAAACUUUCAAGGUUAUUGCACUUGCUAUCCCUACACUAUUCCUUACUAUCACUGUGCACCUAAUCACUUCCUCUUCCUCCCAUUCCCAUUUCCAUUCAUUACAUUGUCGUUGGGACAUCGUCAUUUUGUCGGACGCAAACAUCCCAUCGUCAUAUCUCAAAAUCCUCGACUAUUCGACUGUUUUAUACUGUUAUUCCACCUACGCCGUCAGUGCCGACAACGAUGAACCACCACCCCGCAUCCCGACCUGUGGGAUAUCGUGAUAGUCUACCGUUGCUCCCCCACACGCGACCUACGCGUCCGUGAAUCUCCGGUUAUCCUCGUCUAGUCCCACCCUGAUUGUAGAGGCUGCGAUUUCAUCAACAUCGCCAUCAUGGCAACUUUCUUCCAGUCCUUCAGGAACUCGAGCAUGCCCAAGCGGCUGCUACGGUAUACCUUAUCGAAGUUGGAUUACUUCGAUACCGAUGCACUAGAUAUAGAUCAGUUGGAUUUUGCCGUGGGAAUAAAUAAUGUCUUCACUUUACAAGAUGUCGGAAUCAAGCUACAGAAACUAGAGCAGUUACUUCAACUUCCACCGUCUUUCGAGGUUAGGAAGGCCAAAGUCCUGUUGCUCCGAAUUACUGUACCCUCCGCCUUAUACACGAGCCCUAUCACGGUUGAGAUCGAUGGUGUUGAGAUAAAAUUGAAAAUUACGUCCAAAGACGAAAGCUCGUCGAAAGGGGCAUCGCAUAAGAGGAAGAAUCCUUUAUCAUCUGAAGAGGACGAUCCUGUUCCACAUGCUAUUGACUUGGCUCAGUCGUUCUUAGAUACACAGCCCUUAAAAGAGAAGGCGGAACUUCAAGCUGCCCUCGAAGCCGAAACCCAUGACCUCGGUGCCUCCGUAACAAGCAGCGAGGAUGAAAGCGACGAAGACUAUCCUUUGGGCACUGGUCAACCCCUUUCUCUCCCUACCUUCCUGGCAGAAUUCCUGCAAGGCAUAGUUGAUCGGUUGCAAAUCUCUAUUAAGGACGUUACUUUUCAUUUAGAUGUUGAGGUUCCAGUUGAGCAGAACUCGACCGUCCCCGAAUUGGUCACAUUCCAACUUGCUAUAGACGAUGUGAAGGUAGAAGGAGUUACGAUGACGACAGACGAGACUACCGACGAAGAUGGGACCAAACCCGUGCUCAAGGAGGGGAAGCGAUAUGUCGGACUAAAUAAAAUUCGAGCAAGCUUAAUAUCUGAGGCGAAUGUUUUUUCUAAUCUACCGCGGUCGCCGUCAAUUCCCUCAUCAUUUGUUGCCAACUCGCCUACUGUUACGAGGCAACAGUCAAUCUCGGAAGAGUCUACCUCACCGGCAAUGUCUUCAUCAGAAUGGCGUUCUAACGCCGACGAUAUUGCGCAGAGUCAGUAUCAGCGAUCUCUCAUGGAUAGUGAAGAUGCUUUCAACAUACCAUACGAGUUAAGUGGAAGCGGAUCGAACGCAGAACAGGACGAGGAAAUAAAAUCAGCGCCAUCAACCCCACGAGCUCUUGCGCCUCGGAUCCCACAGCGAGAUGAAUCGGGGCCGACUUCUAGUUUACCAACAGCCCAGUCUUCUAUUGACACAGCUCCAGCCCUUUGGUCAUCCGUGGCGCGUAUCGCUCAAUCCGAACCAGCUCUAGAACAUAGGCAAAGAUGGGGAGAAGACUCUAUUGAGUCUUCAAAAAGUAUCGAGGAUCGGCCUCUAGAAGAUGAUGGAAGUGACGCAACGCCCUCCUUGAGCGAUGACCUCACGCAGUCUCACCUUUUCAGCCACGAAGAAGCUGAGAGCAUGUAUAUGAGCGCCUUUUCCAACGCAGAAACUUCACAGAUCAGUCACGCAGCCCCCGCUAUGCCUGGUGGCUGGGAUUCGGAGCCUUCAAGUGCAGAGAACUCGCCCAAGCCGAAGCGCCAAAGCCAGACUUCACCAACAGGUUCCCCAAAGCCUACAACCACACCUAAUAAUCCUUCUGUUGACAAACAUGCUUCUUUAUAUUCACCACUAGCACCCGAGUUAGAAAAUGAUCCUUUCCUUGACAAUCUCGAGGAUGCAAGACACUCGCCCGAUAAUGUAUCAAAUCAUCUGGAGAACGAAGAUAUCCCAGCAGAGGAGGCCGCUACGCCAAGAGGGCCAACUCGAUUGGUCAAAGAACUCGUUUCCUUAAAUACUAUCUCACUCUAUAUCCCUUCAAAUCAUCAGCAUGUACAAGUAGCGUACGCUGAAGAGCCAACCCCCAAAUCACCUCAGUCGCAUCUAGGCCGAUCGGUUUCUCCAAAUCUCCCUGGGGCGUUCUCUAUCCACGCCGGCGACCAAUCAACUGCGUCGAUAGCUCCAACUCCUACUAUAACGAACCAUGAGAGCGCAAUUGAUAAAACUCUAGAGGUGAUAAUAUCGUCUCUAGAAAUACGUUCUGACCUAUCAACCGGUUUUCUACUAGUUUUAGUAGUGUCGCGAAUUCUUUCAGCCUUGAAAGAACAGCCACAAACUCGACCCAAACAGAAAGCAAAAGCUGACGUUAAGAGUAACCCAUCACCCAUACCUAACAUCAAGAUUGCAGCUGAACAGAUUACUAUACACUUUCUUGAGAGUCUAGUCGGAAUUGCUGAUACACCUGAACGAUUGUUUAACCCCAGUCCUACUUCGCUCAACGCCGACGCUGUUCUGAGUGCGACUAUUCAAGGCUUGAACGUGGGACUAUCUGGAUCUACAUCCUCCACGCAAACUUCAGUGGACGUGGGUAAGUUCAAGCUUGGAUACGGAAACGAUGAUAUGAUUUCCUUCGAUCAGCGCAUACAAAUGCGAGCUUCUGUAAGGGAUGCAUUCCCUGUCGCAGGCGCCGAUAUCUCUCUUAAGGUCACACAGACAUCCACAUCGACGAAAUGCGAAGUAACAACUUUACCCCUCCACGUCAAAAUAGAUCUUCAACGACUGGAUGAAACCUUUAGUUGGUUUGGUGGUUUGAGUGGCUUCUUAAACAUGAGUUCAUCGAUGACUUCUAAUACUUCACCUGCCCCUCGUAGUCCAACGAGAGCGCCGCCGAAAGCACGUGGGGUUAGAUUUGAUGCGCCUAUUCGUCCAGAUGAUACUUCUGCAAGUUCCGAAAAUAAAAUGAACAUGAGGCUGGGCGGCUUCCGCCUAGAGCUUGUUGGGAAGGAGUGCAGCGUAUCAUUGGAUACGAGUGCGGUGAAGUUAGUUAGUCGAGAAGAAGGGGUCGGGAUUGGUAUUUCCAAGAUAUACCUCGCAGGUCCGUUUAUGAGUCGUUCCAUGGGCGACCCUCCUAUAAAUGCUGUGAUUACAAACACCCGUCUCGAAUACCUCACGACACCGAAAGACAACGACCUCGAACGACUUCUAGAGCUCAUCAUACCAUCCAAAAAUAAAUUCUCCAACAACGACAACGAGAUAAUGGUAGAUACCUUACUUCGACAAAGGAGGAAAGGUGGCGUAUUACGCGUGAAUGUCGAUGACCUUGAGGUCAGCGUCGAGAAACUUCAUCAUCUCCAAGUGCUUCCUGCUUUAGGGGAAGAGAUUGCACGCCUGUCAACUGUCGCUAAAUACCUUCCCGAAGAUGAUCGGCCAGGGAUCCUCACACUGGGCCUUGUCCGCAACUUAGAUCUUACGGUAGAUAUUGAUGGAAAGUUCGGCUCUGUGCAAGCAUCUUUGAAGGAUGUAGAGGCCGGCCAUAUUACUAUUCCUUCUUUAGUCGCUCUAGGGGUAGGAUCCGUUUCGAUACGGCGAAACCAUACCGAAGAAUUAGUCGGAAAGGCCAUCUCAUCUAUGGAAAAAGUGAACCAGGGUCCUGUCUUGACUAUGAGAAUUAUCGGAGACGAGAUGGAGCCAGUCAUCAAGAUUAGAAUGCGGAAUCUAAGUAUUGAAUACCGCGUGCCGACCAUUAUGGACAUCUUAGGUCUCGCAGCAGAUACAACCCCGCAAGACUUUGAAGCAACUCUGGCGGCCUCUGUCGCAAAUCUUGGCGAGCACGCCCAUGCAGCUAUCACGGGAAAGCCUCAAGUCCGUCCCUCAAUAUCUAAUGAAGGUGGAAACAGAGAUGCCAAACCGACAAAAGUUGAUUUCAUCCUUCAAGAUUGUUUGUUAGGCCUAAAUCCUCUCGGACUUACGUCCAAGUUAGCCAUUGUAUUGACGGAUGCUCACUUUGAAAUUUCGCUCUCUAACGGGGAUGAUGCGAAAGCACUAGGUCAACUAAACAGAGCAUCCAUACUUCUCAUCGACGAUGUUUCGAUACUAGAAUCCAAAGAGUCCUUAUCAACAACUCGAAGACGUAGUUCGAAUACUCCUACUCCACAGGUAGUGGAACUAUGCCAACGAGGAUAUGUUGAUAUCUGUUUUAUUUCUUCGGCAAAAGUCACAGUGCAAAUAGGCACCAAUAAAACAGAUGGUAAUAAAUGGAUUGACGUUGAGUUGCGAGAUGAUCUCCUCGUUGUGGAGACAUGCGCAGACUCGACUCAAACUCUUAUUGCCCUCGCCAAUGCACUCGCCCCUCCAACGCCACCGAGCAAAGAGAUUAAAUAUCGAACGAAUGUGGUCCCCGUCGAAGACCUCCUCGCAUCUAUAUCCGCGGAUGCAUUCGGUAAAGCUGAAGGCGAUUAUGACUUCGAUAAUGACUUCGGAUUAGCACAAGAGCUCGGUAGAGAUGAUGAUAGUGACUUUGGAAUCGGGGACUCCGGCCAAUCAAGUCCUCUCUCAGUUGAUUCCCGUUACUACAACGAACCUUCAGUCGAAGCCCAGCUUUUUGAUGCGACGGAUUCCAUGCUUUCGGAAAGGACAACAACACAGGACACAACUGAGGGUGUCCUACUUACAAACUUUAGCAGCCAGCCGGAGGUACAAAGCGACGACGAAGAUCUAGUCAUACACGAUAAUUACUUUGGCUCGGGAUCUGUCAUAGAAGGUACUGCACACCGAUGGAAUUCUACGAAGAAUGAAUAUGAUAACGCCAACGUCGCCAAGGUACAGCGUAGUCCUCUGUCCGUUCGCGUCCGUGAUGUUCACUUCAUAUGGAACCUCUUCGAUGGUUAUGAUUGGAACCGUACCCGCGAAGUUAUUUCGAAGGCUGUACACGAUAUCGAAACCACAGCUAUCGAACGGCAGUCGCGUCAUGAUCGGGCUCGCGCGAACACCGAUAUGGAGAUCGUAGAAGAAGAAACCGUAAUCGGUGACUUCCUUUUCAACUCAAUUUACAUAGGUAUUCCAGCAAAUCGAGAUCCUCGAGAGCUUGCUCAGGCUAUCAACCAAGAAUUGAACGACGCAGCUACGGAGACAGAAUCGAUAGCAACAACAGCAAUGACCAUCACACCAAGUCGUCAAGGUAAUGCUUAUCGGACCAAGAAGAAGCUCAAGCUAAAUCGUAGCAAACAUCACAAGAUUACGUUUGAGCUGAAGGGUGUGAAUGUAGACCUAGUUACAUUCCCUCCCGAUUCUGGAGAAACACAAAGCUCGAUCGACGUUCGGAUUAAGGAUCUUGAUAUUUUCGACCAUGUGCCCACGUCAACGUGGAAGAAAUUCGCAACUUAUGAUCAAGAUGCCGGUGAACGAGAAAUGGGAAGCAGUAUGGUUCAUCUAGAGAUACUCAACGUCAAGCCGAUUCCAGAAUUAGCAGCAUCUGAAAUCGUACUGAAGGCCACGCUUUUGCCACUCCGCCUGCACGUGGAUCAAGAUGCUCUAGACUUCAUUACACGAUUCUUCGAAUUUAAGGAUGAGUCAGCACCAGUUCACGCGUCACCUAGCGAUAUACCAUUUGUACAAAGGGCUGAAGUUAACUCCAUACCCGUCAAUCUUGACUUCAAGCCAAAACGCGUCGAUUAUGCGGGUCUGCGAUCCGGUCACACAACUGAAUUCAUGAACUUCCUAGUGCUUGAUCAAGCACGAAUGGUGUUGAGACACACCAUCAUUUACGGUGUAUCGGGAUUCGAUAGGCUCGGACAGACGCUCAAUGAUAUUUGGAUGCCCGACGUCAAAAAGACACAGCUUCCAGGCGUACUUGCCGGCCUUGCUCCCGUUAGGUCUCUUGUUAACGUCGGAAGUGGCUUCAAGGAUCUCGUCGAGAUUCCCAUUAGGGAAUACAAGAAAGACGGUAGAAUAAUUCGCAGUAUAAGUAAGGGUGCCGUUGCCUUCGCUAAGACAACGGGCACGGAGAUUGUCAAGCUUGGAGCUAAACUAGCUGUCGGUACACAAUACGCUCUGCAGGGCGCCGAAGGUGUCCUCGUCAAGCAGCCAGAGCCUCGCGAUAUCUCGGGAUGGGACGACGAAGAAGUGGAUACCGAAGAACAAAAACAAAUCAGCCUGUAUGCUGAUCAGCCAACGGGUGUGAUGCAGGGACUCAGAGGUGCAUAUUCUAGCCUUGCCCGUGAUCUCAACAUGGCAAGAGAUGCUAUAAUAGCAGUCCCCGGUGAAGUGAUGGAGAGUCAGAGUGCACAAGGAGCUGCCAAAGCCGUUCUUAAGCGUGCGCCAACGAUUAUUUUUAGGCCUCUCAUUGGCUCAAGUAAAGCGAUUGGACAGACACUGAUGGGAGCCACAAACGCAUUGGACCCCCAGAACCAGAGAAGAAUAGAACAGAAAUAUAAACGAUACUAAUAAUUAUCUCGGGUGAUAUCCAGCAUCUUUAGGGAACGGAGUACGGAUACAACUUGGGAUUUGCUUACGCUUAUGUUCGACACUUGCAUGACAUAUGAUACGAUAAUGCAUCAUAGAUGGCGAAUAAAUUGAUUUUUGUUUGAUGCUAUAAAUCAUGAAAUUGGCAGGACUUCGCAAUUUUGGGUUACAAUAGGGGUUUGGGGGCAAACCUCACCUUAGCAUGUUAGCACUGUUUAAAUUCAUCAUUAAUCUGUACUUAAUGGACAGAGACUCAUUUAGAACGUCAAUUGAACGUUACUUGAUACCUAUAAA